Messenger RNA from Spathaspora passalidarum NRRL Y-27907, 922 nucleotides. RefSeq lists its product as uncharacterized. The annotation marks the transcript as partial. The record is from RefSeq and is a predicted model, not a curated record. NCBI's taxonomy places the organism in Eukaryota, Fungi, Ascomycota, Pichiomycetes, Serinales, Debaryomycetaceae. The transcript has a single exon.
AACCAACCAAACAACCAUUCUUGUGACAUCAAUCCAAUGGCCAAGAUAAAAGAACAACCAGUAGAAGAACCCGAAGACGACUACGAUGAAGAACUAGAUGAAGAUUAUGAUCCUACCAAAGCCGCAAGCGAUGACGAAGAGGAUUCUGAGGAUGAUGAGGUAGUACCUGGACGACCGGCGCUGAGUUUACACAUUGGCCGAUUCAUCACCGAUGAGAGUGGACUAGUUAAGAAUUCCACUUCACUUGACAUAGAUUCUAUAUUUGAUGAUAUGAAACGAGGCGAGGCUAAGGAGACAGGCCACAGCGAGACAGAAGAACGCGAACGAGAGCGAGAACAGGAACAGGAGUUGCACAAGAACAAGACCGAUGCUAAGCAAAUCAAGAUCCAAACUAGUUACACAUAUGCGGGCAAGUUAAUCACAGAAACCAAACUCGUUGAUGCAGAUUCCGAAGAGGCCAAGGCGUACCUUAAUAGUACCAGUUCGGUACUAAGUUCUGAUGAUGGGAAGAAUCGGUCUGAAGUUCCUGUGGUACGUAAGGAUGUGAUGACUGGAGAAAUGGUACAACUAAGGAUCAAAUUAAAACGACCUAGUUUGAUCGACAGAUUCAAUGGUAGGAAUAAGAAGCUGUUGUCUACAUUGGAAAAGCUGAGACUUGACUGGGCUAGUUUUGUUGAUAAACGUAAGAUUGGUGAUGAAUUAAAGAGAUAUAAUAAAGCAGGGUACUUGGAUAAACAAGCUUUCUUGGGUAGAGUAGAUGUUAAACGAGACGAAAAAUAUGUUGAGGCCAAAGAAGCAGCAGCGUUAGCAGCACGAAAGAAGCAAUAGAACCCCCCCCAGGUGGCAUAACUCCUUUGUUUCGUGUUAUGGAUUGUAUAAGUAUUAUGUAACCUGUAAAAUAGCCAACAUGUAAAAGCCACGU